AGCGAUGGGUAUCUGAGGCAUGCACAUCCUAAAAGUUAGUGACUCUUGCCGCUUGUGGAUUGCAAGUCCGAGAGAAGCAGAUAACUCCUAGACGAUGAGACCGACUUAUGGAAUUUGGCUACUUGCUGUCACGAGAUUAAAUACAAUUUCUUGCAUGUUACGAAAGGAAACGCAAGAGAAGAUCUAAACGUUUUGUCAACACUCGGCUUGCAGACAAGCAGAGUAGCUACUAAUACAAUUACCUCUCAGAGAAAAUGGUCUCUUUUUGGAUAUGCAGCGUGUGGAUCCUACUUUUGUCAAUUCUUGACAUGGCUUUUUCCAGCUAUUCGGAGGAUCAGUGCAGCUGGAGAGGAAGUGGCCUGUCUCAGCAGCCAGGCAGUGUGGAGCAGAUCUCACUGCACUGUGCAGAGGGCUCCCUUGACUGGCUGUAUCCCAAGGGGGCGCUGCGGCUCACCCUGUCCCCCCGGCUACCCUCGGCCGCGGUCGGGCCUGGGGGCAGCAAGCGCAGCAGCUCCGGCCACAUCACUGCCUGCAUCAAGCCCGCCGAGAACUUCCGCGGGGCCCAGCUCUACCUUGAGCGCGACGGUGUCCUGGAGCUUCUUGUGAGUGACCGUCCAGAUUCCACCCAGUCUCCCAGGGUCCGCUGUUUCAGCAGGCAGCCGGGGGAGAGGGUGGCCCUCUUCCUGCAGGCCACUCCUCACCAGGACAUCAGCCGACGCAUCGCUGCCUUUCGAUACGAGCUUCGAGGGGACUGGAACACGCGGCUGUCCCUCGACUCUGACCCCAUCAGCAGCGAAGGCGCCUGCAGACCCUGCAAUGACACAGAGAUUCUGAUGGCUGUCUGCACCAGUGACUUCGUGGUGCGGGGAAACAUCCAGUCUGUAGUGGAGGACAGGGACCUGCAGGCCUCGGUCAUCAAGGUGAGCGCCACACGGGUGUUUCGGCAGAAAUAUGCUCUCUUCUCGGGCGCGAGCCGCCUUAGCAAGGCUGGAGAGAUCCGCACCCUGCUGCAGUGUGGCGUCAGGCCCGGGGCGGGAAGCUUCCUCUUCACGGGCCAAGUCCACUUUGGGGAGGCGUGGCUUGGCUGCGCACCGAGGUACAAGGACUUCCAGCGGGCCUAUGACCUGGCCAAAGAAGCACGGCAGAUUCCCUGUGAGCUAGCAUCCGACUGAGGCAAGGUGACCGCUUCAAGACAAGGCCUUGCCUUUGCUCAGCCAUGCCCCUCCGAGCACCCAUUGGGGCGCCUGUCAAAGGGUGUCAUUUUGGCGUGGAAGACCCCUUCUGCAGUUUGGGAGAGAACGAGACCCACGGUUUCAAGGUGAAGAGGAAACCCAG
Molecule: messenger RNA, 1335 nt
Organism: Megalops cyprinoides (Indo-Pacific tarpon)
Lineage: Eukaryota; Metazoa; Chordata; Actinopteri; Elopiformes; Megalopidae
Product: meteorin-like
Exons: 4
Coding region: 255-1172 (305 amino acids)
Biological process (GO): positive regulation of axonogenesis; glial cell differentiation
Molecular function (GO): hormone activity
Source: RefSeq, a predicted model, not a curated record